GGACAACGCGCUUCUUUUGCUGAUGCGCAAAAGCAACGCAGCGCUUGCUUGGUUUGCUUCGUAGCCAUUUCGACAACAACACCUUGAGGUGGCGGUGGUGGUGCUUUUUGAGCCGACACCCGUGAUUUUUGAAUGGACGAGUGUGAUCACACAACCAGAUGGCACAACAAGAUCACAGCUACGUGUUGACAAAGGACAUGAUGGUGAGAAGCAGGAGGAACACUCAACGUGGCAGCACGCGCAGCACGCGCAGAAGCAGGGGGAUGGCCAUGUUGGCGCAGCUUGCGCUCCUGACCCUAUGCUGUGCGCUCGGCAGCCACGCGCUGCCACCAGGCAUCUACAGGGAAAAGGUCAACCAGUAUGACCCUGUUGUGGUAGUGACAGACAUGCUGUUUCUGUCCGAAGACACCUUUCUGUACUCGGAAGAGUUUGGCCUCGUUCACAUCUGCCAACGCAGCAACGGCGACCUCAUCAAGGAGACAUACAUUGACCUGACGAGUGUCACGGACGGCGGCGGCAACAAAGGCAUCCUGGACAUGCAGCUUGAUGACGACUUUGAGAACAACCAACAAGUCUGGAUCUACUACAGCCGAAACACCGUCUCUGGCCCUGGCGAUGCUGCUGGGGACACGAAUCGCGUGUCGCGGUUCACGCACCACCACAACAGCGGCGGGCUCACCAGCCGGCUGGACAUCAACUCCGAGGUUGUGGUGUGGGUCGACCCAGAGGGGUAUCCGGACAUCCCCGUGUCGCUGCACUGGCACUACGGCGGGCAGCUCACGUGGGGGCCCGAUGGCAAGCUCUAUUUCUCCCAGGGCGACAAAAUGAUCGACCCAAACUGGUCCAGCGAUAUCACCCACUUUGCAGGCUGCAUCAUCCGCAUGAACAAGGACGGCACGUUCCCUGCCGACAACUACGGUGCCCAGAACGGUGGCGCCCCUGGCUGCUGGGGUGCAAACGGUCUCCGCUCUCCCUGGCGCACGACGUGGGAUCUGCCCACGGGGCGGUACAUCAUCGGCGAUGUCGGUGGCAACGACCAGGACACGGCAGUGGAAGAGCUGCACAUCUACAAACCGGAGAUGGGAUUCGUCAACUUUGGCUGGCCGCACUGCGACGGCUCAAACUGCGAAUACACUCAGCCAAACAACAAGUACCCUGUCCGCGAGUGGGCGCACAACGGCAACGCGGCUGCCGUCAUUGGCGGCUUUGUCUACCGCGACACGAUGCUCCCGCCAGAGUUCAGGGAGGCCUACUUCUUUGCUGAUUACGGGCAGGGCUGGAUGCGCUAUGUCAAGUUUGAUGCCAGUGGACUCAACAUCAUUGAAGACAAGCUCUUUGACGAGAACCCAGGCCCAACCACAACCAUGGAGCUUGCGCCUGACGGGAGCAUCUGGAUGGCGAACCUGUAUGGAGAGAUCUACCGCUAUUACAGCGAUUACAUGGAGCCAACCACACCGCCAGCAACAACUGCACCGGACGGCGCUACCACAGAGGAACCAACGACCACCACCACAACAACAACCACAACCACCACCUCAACAACAACCACAACAACCACAACCACAACUACGACCACAACUACGACGCCGCCUGGCCCCGCUGUCCGCCUCUACUUUGAAGCCGUUCCAGCGGACUCAGUCUCGCACAUGCGGCUUGACGGCAAGCUGGUGGAGCUGCCCUAUGUCCUGGACACAUAUGUCGACGCAUACCACAUCAUCGAGGCGAUUGAUGACCGCUGCGAUACGGGCAGUGGAAACUUCUUCCGGUUCCGCGGAUGGAGCUGGGGUGGGCCAGACCGGCAGAUUGUGCGGGUCAACUCUGUGUGGCGACAUUGGCGGCUGUUUUACAACAACAAGGACGACCCGAGCCAGUACAACUGCUACAAACUGGCAUAAUUCUUGUCGCAUCUCUGUGCGUUUGUGUGGGUGGGUGUGUGUAUGUGUAUGUGUAUGUGCGUGUGUGUGUGUGUGUGUGUGUAUGUGUGUUUGUGUGUGUGUGUGUGUGUGUGUGUGUGUGCGUGUGUGUGUGUGCGUGCGUGUGUGUGCGUGCGUGCGUGCGUUUGCGUGUGUGUGUUUGCGUGUUUGUGUGGUUGCUUGUGUGCGCAUCUUCAUGUGUGUACGUACAUACGCCUGUCUAUAUGUGCGUGUUGUGCUCCUUGCUCCUCUUUCCUGUUUGCCAUUUCUUUUUUUUUCUUUUUUUGUCUUGAUGCGCUGUGUGAAGAAGCGUGUGGUGGUAUUUCUUGAGUGCACCUUUUUGCGUGCCUGGUUCCCUUUCCUUUCUCGACCGCGUGCGCAUGUGACUGCUCGUAGCUAAUAAACCUGCAUAAUACGUA
Messenger RNA from Salpingoeca rosetta, 2332 nucleotides. RefSeq lists its product as uncharacterized. The record is from RefSeq and is a predicted model, not a curated record. The transcript has 11 exons. Bases 159 to 1895 code for a protein of 578 amino acids. NCBI's taxonomy places the organism in Eukaryota, Choanoflagellata, Craspedida, Salpingoecidae.